AAAGAGAGGACGAAAAAGAGGGAAAAGGAGCGAGGGAGCGAGGGAGAGAGAAAGAGAGAAAGCGCGAGGAAGCAAGAGCGGCGAGGCGAAUACGCGCGCGGCAUUCCUCGGGGAAGACCACGCCGGCACGUCGUUUAUUCCCGCCGCGUCGUCUUUAUUUGACAGUGCGUGCGGGUAUUUUACGCGCGCGCGCGCGCGCGCGCAUACCCGUGCACGCUCGCUCGCUCACUCGCUGUUGUGUUGCGUAUGCGUUAUUAUGUUGUACUCACCCGCGCGACUCCCGUUGUUUCCGACGUCGUCGUCGUCGUCGUCGUCGCCGUCGUCGCGAGGCCGGGACUGCGUCUCGCCGCACCUGCGAAAAACACGCAGGUUUCGCGCCGUGACAGUUAAACGUCGUUGUCGCGCGCGCGGCUGACACCCCGGUUAAACGUCACGUCGAUCGCACGGCACUCUCACGUCGUCGGCGCGUCGUACCGCGGCCGGGUGCCUGUUUCCAUUGAAAACCACCGAAAUCUAAUGGUAUGCGGGCGGGUGGACGCGCGCGCGCACGGCACGGCCCGUUUGACACGACAGGCAGCCUCGGCUAUUCGUCCUCCGUCCUCCCUCUCCCCAACGUUCCUCCUCCGCGCCCUCCUCAUCCCGCCUCCGCCCCCGCCCGCGCCCGCCGCCGCGUGCGUUCGGGCAUUACGCCGGAAUGCACGGUAUGCGACCGAUCGCCGCACCACGACGGUAGGAUCGUCAAGCUGCGGCCGCAGCCUUGUAAAUACGCCAGCGCGCGGUUCGCGCGUGGCAAACGCGAGAACGAAUUUUUCUGCGCACGCGCAGUCAAACGACUCCGAAGUAGCGUAUCGAGAGAUGUAUUUUACAGGAGUAUAUGGUAUCGUUUUGCCCAUUGCCCAUGUCGGAUUACUCAUUGGAAAUUGCGAAUUGAAGAUUGGAAUUCCGUCGCAUCUAAUUUUUAUUUUAAUCUAUUUCGCGUUCUGAUUAAACUCCAAAUAAUUUUUCAAUUCACAUUCUUUAAUGCAAUUUAUCAUGAAAACAUUAAAAUAUAUUUUGAUCCCAACAGCGCCCUGUAUUGCAUUUUGUAACUACGAGUAUGACGAUAUAGUCACGUGGUCCGCUACACGUGUGUGAUUCUUUCGUCUGCUAUCUCCAGUGUGACAAUUGAGCUUUAUAAUAUAAUUUUCUUGCAAGUAUGUUGACGUAAAAUAAAAUGAAAUGCUUUUCUGUGUAAAUCUACUGAUAAAAUGUCUAAGUAAAAAUAAAUUUUGCAGUAGUUAUUAUACCUUCGUACGUUCUAUGUAUUAUUAAAUUUUGUUCUGUAUAAUAGUUUGGUUAACUUCUAUUUGUGCCUUUGUAGAUUUUUAUUGCGUAAUAAGAAACUUGUGCAAAAUGAGUUUAGAUAAUUAUAACGAUUAUGAUAAUGACGAUGACAGACCCAAAACGCCAUUAGAAGAAGAUUGUUGUGCUAGUGGCUGCACGCCAUGCGUCUUUGAUGUACACAAAGCACUGCUAAGGCAAUGGGAAAAUAGAAAGACGCGGAUGAAAGUUAAAACACCAGACAACUUAUUAUCUCUUUUAUCUUAUAAAGCAUUUGUUAUCACAGAUAUAUCCGAUGCAUCAGAAGAUUAUUUUUUAAUGACUUUGGAAUAUCCAGAAUGCAAAAUAGAAAAUAAUGUGGGAUUGCAUCUCACACCUGGCCAGUAUGUUAUGCUACAUUCCUGGAGUAAAUCUCGACCGUAUACCCCAAUUACUUGGACAUACAGAAGUUUAGUUUUCUUAAUAAAAUUGUAUAAACAUGGUGAAUUCAGUUUGCUUCUGAAAAAUGCACUAAUUGGCAGUACAAUUGAUAUCAGAGGACCUUAUGGAGAUUUCACAUAUGAAAUUAACAGGCAGAUUGUCAUGUUUAGUAUUGGCUCAGGAAUAGCAGCGCUUUAUCCUGUAGCUAAAGCAAUUGUCAAUGAUGAAACUGAAUUGACGAGAAUACAUCUUAUUGCGGGAUUUAGAUCAGCAGCACACUUGCCUCUGAGAAAAGAGUUAACACAUUUAGCAAAUUACUGGAAUUUCAAAUGUACAUUACAACUAUCCCAGUUAAAUGACAAGAUAAUCAACCUUCAUGGUUUUAAUAUAAACGGUGGUCGUUUAAGCAAAGCACUUGUUGCUGAUUAUCUUCAAUCUAAUGAUACAGAGACAACAUUAAUUUUGAUAUGUGGAACAUCAGAAUUCAACCAGUCCAUGAAAGAAUGGCUCAAAGACAUGAAUUAUACAUACAUACAUAUAUUUGAAUGAGAUAUAAACAAUUUAAGGAUUAAUACCUACCUGUAUCAUUCAAUGGGACAGGAAAUGUUUUCCUUGCAAUGUGGACAAUUGCCAUGGAUAUGACCAAAUACAACUUGAUUUGCAGCAUUUGUCUGUAACCACUGUAAUAAAAAAAUUAAUUGUAAAUAAGUAUAUCUUAUGUAAUAUCCUAUGUCAAAUGUAAUAUGUGCUGUAAUCUAUUUAUAUUCUUUUAAAGAUUCUUUUUUUUCUGUUUAAAUAUUUCUUGAAAUACCCAAUAAUGAUUUUAUGUGAAAUAAU
Solenopsis invicta (red fire ant) is the source of this 2577-nucleotide messenger RNA. RefSeq names its product NADH-cytochrome b5 reductase-like. The coding region runs from base 1393 to 2289 and encodes 298 amino acids. Gene Ontology annotation, molecular function: oxidoreductase activity. Lineage: Eukaryota; Metazoa; Arthropoda; Insecta; Hymenoptera; Formicidae. The transcript is spliced from 4 exons. The record is from RefSeq and is a predicted model, not a curated record.